AUGGAGGCCACUACCGCUGCCUCGACGGCCCCGCUCGAGCGCUCCAUCUCGCAGCAAUCCGGCACCUCGAUAAGGAGCCGUCGAUCCAACGCCCGCACCCGCAAGAGGCUGACGUCCCAGCCGCCGAGUUCGGCCUCGUCCAUCGCCCCCUCCGACAAGUCCCUGACCUCGUUUCCCUCGUUCUCGCCCGAUUCGCCCCGCCAAGAAAGAUCGCCUUUCUUCCGCGACGACGACGAGAAUACGGUGACCUCAUCGCGCAAGACAUCGGGCCAGAGCCUGGCCGUCUCGGAACGGAGCGAUGUGGAAGAGCAGGGACAAGGUCAAACAGAGCAGAACCAACAGCCAGAGGGCUUGCGACCAUCGGCGAUCGUCGAGCACCUCACGGCUACCUCGCCCGCCUCGGCCGCCCGCGGUGCCCUGUUCGAGGAUACGCCGCUGGCUUCGCGCAAGAUCCCCGGCGCGCUGCACCACGCAUCCGACGAGCACAUUGAGCGCCUGAUCGCGCGGCACGGCGCUGUCAACCUCGUGCGCCAGAUUGCCGAAGACCUGGCCCAGCGCGAUGCCCAGAUCGCGAGCAUGCGCCGACGGGCGGAGGAGCGCGAGCGGGCGCUGCGCAAGAUCGUUCUGGAAUGCGGUCUCUCCACCUUGGAUCUGGAAACUCGGUUGCGGGCCAUCGAGCGGGAAGCAAGGGCCAGCGGGGCGUCAAGGCGGGCGUCCGAAGACGGACUCUCCGAUCUCAUGACGGACGCGAUGGCCGAGGACGUUAGGCAUGCGCAUGCUCGCCACGCCGUCGACGACGCUACCAUCCGCGCAAGCUCGGUGCCGCUGCCUGCUGGCUCUGACUCCGAGGCCGGGAAGAGCACAGCACGGGGCUGGAAGGACUAUUUUUGGGGGAGCGGCUCGGCUAACAAGUCGAGUCGGGCUAACAGCGCGACCAGAGAAGGCAGCACGCUGCGGCCGGCCGUAGUGAAAGCCGCCCCGGCAGAGCGUCGUCCACCGCUUCAGGACGACUUAUUCAACCCGCCCGAGGAGGCCUCGACACGGAACCCUAGCAGGGCGUCGAGUGUGCACUCAGGGUCUGGCGCGAGAAAGCCGUCUCUCGCGAGCAUGGCGCUGCGGCUGGUUGCCGGAGCUGCGUCGGUCGGGCGCGAUGGGGAGAUUCGCGGGCGCGCAGCCAGCGCGCAAGGCGGCGGCUCGUUGAGGACAUCUUCUAGUUCGAGUGUCAAGACGAGCGGCUCCGCUCGCGCCGUCUCGGCGCAAGGCGGCCCGAAGGCCCUGAUGGCUAUGCGCCGGCCACCUGGGCCCAUUCGGCCGAUCGAAGUGCCACCGCGGACUCAGCCGCAGGAGCGUUGGGAUACGAUGGUCGAUACUCCCGGAGGCAACCCGAUCGUGCCGCAGCAGAGCUACGGCCCGGUCGAGAUGGACACCAUCCUUCCAGCCGAGGCUCAGCCACCCACCUUGACGCACAUCUACAACAAUUACCAAGGCGCAGACUAUCUCACGGACCGCUUCGGCUUCAUCUACGACCAGCGGAGGAAGAAGCGCCAACGGGAAGCCGCCCAGAUGAUUCGCCACGCGAAGAAGGGCAGCCGCGCCGAAAUGAUAUCCCACGGCCGGAGCGGCCUUUCCCCGGUGCUGCUGGAGGAUAGCGCCAGCGGGAAGACCAGCCUCGGAAGCGACGGCGGCCCUGGCACGCCCGGCUCCUCGGAGGACAUGCGCGAAGACGCCAAGCCCAAGCGGUGGCAGGACUAUCUGAAGGUCGCGACCUUCCCCACCGAGCUGCUCUCGCACACGCCUUCGAUCAGCGCGCAGGGGUUCGAAGUGCUGGACGCGAUCGAAGCGCCCAAGUCACCGAGCCACUCGCCCAGCAUCAUGUCCGAAGACCGAGGCUUCCUACCGUCGGCAACGACCACCGCGGCGCUUACCCCUAGCCCGAUAACCCCUAGUGACACCGAGACGCAUCCGCCAUCCGAGGGCGAGCAGCCUUCGGCGACGCUCGCGAAGGAGGACGCCGAGCCGGUGAAACUGCUGCUGGAGAACCUCAACCAGCUGCACGACACCCUGCAGCGGGAGAAGACGGUGCGGUGGAACGACUUCCUCAGGAAGGUCAGAGCCGAGCGAAAACGCGAUGGCGAGGCCGCGGCGGCUGCCGCUGAAGCUAGGUUCCAGCGGGCCACCGCCGUCAUGCCCGAGACUCGGCUCAGCGAUGGCGAGCUGAUUGGCGUGGCCAGCCUCGGCAUCCAGGGCAAAAUCGGCCGCGCCAAAGCCAUCGAGUUUAGAUCGCUGGUCCUCGGCGGGAUCCCCGUCGCCUACCGCGCCAAGAUCUGGUCCGAGUGCUCCGGCGCCAACUCGCUCCGCAUCCCCGGCUACUACUCGUCGCUGAUCAACCGGCCCGAGGACCAGGACGACCCGCAGGUGGUGCUCCAGAUCAAAGCCGACAUCACGCGCACGCUCACCGAUAACAUCUUCUUCCGCAAAGGCCCCGGCGUGCAGAAGCUGCACGAGGUGCUGCUGGCCUACUCCCGCCACAACCCGGACGUCGGCUACUGCCAGGGCAUGAACCUGGUGGUCGCCAACCUGCUGCUGAUCAUGCCGUCGGCCGAGGACGCCUUCUGGAUCCUUGCGUCCAUGAUCGAGACGAUCCUGCCGCCCAACUACCUGGACCACUCGCUGCUGGCGUCGCGCGCCGACCAGGUGGUGCUGCGCCAGUACGUGGCCGAGGUGCUGCCCAAGCUGUCGGCGCACUUCGACGCGCUGGCCAUCGACCUCGAGACCAUGACGUUCCAGUGGUUCCUCUCGCUCUUCACCGACUGCCUCUCGGCCGAGGCGCUCUUCCGCGUCUGGGACGUCGUGCUCUGCACCCCGCACGACGGCGGCGCCUUCCUCUUCCAGGUCGCGCUGGCCCUGCUCAAGCUCAACGAGAGCCUGCUGCUCGCCUGCGCCAGCCCCGCCGAGGUCUACACCUACAUCAACCACCAGAUGACCAACCACGCCAUCAGCAUCGACGGCCUCGUCCAGGCCAGCGAGGCCCUCCGCCGCCUCGUACAGGUGCAGGGGAAGGCGGAGCAGGCGCCGGCCGUGGAUUGGGAGCGGCUGCAGCCGCGGCUUUGGAGGGGGCUGCUGGUGGUGAUCAGGCUUCGAGGCUAUGCGAUACCCGGCGGUUCUCUUAUUGCUUGGUGGAGGGCGGAAGCAGUGGGAGCCAGCCUGUUCUUGCUUGACGAUGGCCGCGUGCUCGUGCCGAGCGUCAGGCUGGUUGGCUUGUACUCUGACAUUGAGGACGACGAAGCGUACUGCCUGAUCACCGAGUACGUCGAUGUUGGAGGCAUGUCCUCGCCGUCGGAGGAGAAAACCGCGAGCAAUGCAAAGGCGCCGGCCCAGAGCGGCAUUUCGUUCAAGUAA
This is a messenger RNA of Thermothielavioides terrestris NRRL 8126, 3399 nucleotides long. RefSeq lists its product as uncharacterized. The coding region runs from base 1 to 3399 and encodes 1132 amino acids. The transcript has 6 exons. Lineage: Eukaryota; Fungi; Ascomycota; Sordariomycetes; Sordariales; Chaetomiaceae. The record is from RefSeq and is a predicted model, not a curated record.